This is a messenger RNA of Xenopus laevis (African clawed frog), 2101 nucleotides long. It is a transcript of the gene prmt1.L, whose product is annotated as protein arginine methyltransferase 1 L homeolog. Gene Ontology annotation, cellular component: cytoplasm; nucleoplasm; nucleus. The record is from RefSeq and is a predicted model, not a curated record. Gene Ontology annotation, molecular function: protein-arginine omega-N asymmetric methyltransferase activity; histone methyltransferase activity; protein-arginine omega-N monomethyltransferase activity. Bases 127 to 1269 code for a protein of 380 amino acids. The transcript is spliced from 9 exons. NCBI's taxonomy places the organism in Eukaryota, Metazoa, Chordata, Amphibia, Anura, Pipidae. Gene Ontology annotation, biological process: positive regulation of DNA-templated transcription; animal gross anatomical part developmental process; chromatin remodeling.
AGGCGGGGCUUGUGUGUCCAUAUAAAAGGCUUAGGGGCCGCGGCGCAUGUCGCAGUUCUCUCGUACAAAGCCGGUGGUGUGGCUUUGGGGUUCUUUUUCAGACUCGUGAGGGAGACUGACCGAAAGAUGGCUGAGGCGAAGACCUGCAACAUGGAGGUUUCUUGUGCUCUGCCUGAGGGCAGUGUGAAGCCAAAUGCAGAAGACAUGACAUCAAAAGAUUACUACUUUGACUCGUAUGCUCACUUUGGCAUUCAUGAGGUAAGUGAACUCUCGCUCAGUCCAAUCUUUAAAGAUAAUAAUGUGAAUGUCGGGUUAUUUCUGACCAAUGCUUUUAUCUGUCUGCAGGAGAUGUUAAAAGAUGAAGUUCGGACACUGACCUAUCGCAACUCAAUGUUUCACAACAGACAUCUAUUUAAAGAUAAAGUUGUGUUGGAUGUUGGGAGUGGCACGGGUAUUCUCUGCAUGUUUGCAGCAAAGGCUGGUGCCAAGAAAGUCAUUGGGAUUGAGUGCUCAAGUAUAUCUGACUAUGCCAUAAAAAUCGUGAAGGCAAAUAAACUAGAUCACGUGGUCACCAUCAUCAAAGGCAAAGUAGAAGAGGUGGAGCUCCCAGUAGAAAAAGUGGACAUCAUAAUCAGUGAAUGGAUGGGAUAUUGUUUAUUCUAUGAAUCCAUGCUUAACACAGUUAUCUAUGCACGGGAUAAAUGGCUGAACCCAGAUGGAUUAAUAUUUCCAGAUCGUGCUACACUGUAUGUAACUGCUAUUGAGGAUAGACAAUACAAAGACUACAAGAUUCACUGGUGGGAAAAUGUUUAUGGCUUUGAUAUGUCAUGCAUUAAGGAUGUAGCCAUCAAGGAGCCUCUGGUUGAUGUUGUUGACCCCAAGCAACUGGUCUCAAACGCCUGCCUUAUAAAGGAAGUGGAUAUUUAUACUGUCAAAGUUGACGACUUGACCUUUACCUCUCCAUUCUGCCUGCAAGUGAAACGAAAUGACUACAUCCAUGCCAUGGUUGCGUAUUUCAACAUUGAAUUCACACGGUGCCAUAAAAGAACUGGCUUUUCUACAAGUCCUGAGUCUCCGUACACUCACUGGAAGCAAACCGUUUUCUACAUGGAAGACUAUCUCACUGUUAAGACUGGCGAGGAGAUCUUUGGUACCAUAAGCAUGAAGCCUAAUGCCAAAAACAACCGUGACCUGGAUUUUACUGUUGACAUUGAUUUCAAGGGCCAGCUGUGCGAGUUGUCCUGUUCGACAGACUAUAGAAUGCGUUGAAACUACAAGCAAGCUGACCUGCCUGAAGAAACUGAAUCCCAAUGCAUCAUGUAUAACAUUUAGCUGUGUGGUUUUAUUUACAUCGCGUACAAAGUUUUAACCCCUGCUGCUAGCCACAAAUGGGGAAUGUUUUAGAAGCCCAGUUCAAUGUAGAGUGCAAGGAGUUCCUUGGUUAUACCAAAAGCACUGAUCUUGUCCUCUACAGUGGCCAUUUAGGCUUGAGUAUUCAGCUCGGCUGGAUUCAUAGUGUAAAUAAAGAUCCAUAGUGGAUACAAACCACCUGUUUAAUACUGUACAACUUAAGAGCCCCCAACAGUUGUCCUGCCUUUAGCAGGUCUCUCUGGAGGCAUUCCUUUUUGUUUUAGUAGGGAAUUCAGUCAGAAUGAAUUGCUAGAAUUUAGGACUUCAUUUUGACUGUAGAGAACCCUAAACCUCCAUUACGGAGUGGCCUAAGGGGUGUCUACACUGCAAGAGUAUUCAGCCCCUGCUGGCAGCAAAGUGUUAAGCUCCAAAGUGUGCAUUCCCAUUUUCACUUUUUUUUUUUUUUAUUAAAUGGACACUAUCUGGGUGGGAUUUCUGUCCUGUUAGCAGGGUGCUGGUAUCAUCAGUAUCACUGUUUAUCCCUCAUGUGGAGCAGACCUCCAUCCCAUUGAGGGCAAAUGGGUCACUCACUUGGCUUGGUGUUUUGUACUGUUUUUGUAAGUCUCUCAGACCUUAGUAUGGAAAAGGACCUUCAUUUGUUUUAUGAUCUGUCAAAGCUUCCCAUUGUGACUUUCAUAACUUAUGGUUUUUAUAUGGUUGCAUUCAUAAUGAAAUUAAAAAGUGAACUGUG